CCAGUGGAUGUGUUGGCUACUUGUUACGCAGGUGAUGUAAGUUCGAAUCCAGUGGUAGGCGAGGUUUUCUGGUGCUUCAUGAAUUAUGCGUACAGAACAAAUUGUGUAGAAAAUGUUUGUCAUUUCACUCCACAUAAAAUGUCUAAAAUGGCUAUGAACACGUUUUUAACUGUAACGAGUCUUUGGAGAACAACGAGAGAGCAAUAUCUAUUCUAAAACACAAUGGACUGACGGUGAGACAGGCAUAUAUUGCAUUAACAUUUGGAUUACUUCAUAUUAAGAUAAAUGACUGAUAAUUAAAAAAAACUAACAAGAAAAACAUAUUUUUUUCCAAAUCAAGGAAAGCAACUGGUCUUCCAAGCAAUAUAUAUUUUGGUACAGAAAAUACAUAAAAUAUACACCUCGCCUACCACUGGUUUCGAACUCACAUCACCUGCGUGACAAUUAGCCAACACAUCCACUGGGACAUACCUUAUUUAGAAUUUCGCAUAUGAUAAGGACGCAUUUCCGUUUGGGGAUAUACCGUGGUUAUUUAUAGUUUGCUGACAAAAAGACGUCACUGUCAAAAAUUGUCGGUGGAUUAGUAGUAGUAUGCAUGUGCUGUUUGCUUUGUUCUUGUUACUCUCAUAUAAUUUCUAUUAUGUUCACUCUUGCUUUUUCCGCCCUCUGUCAAACAUUUUGUGUUUAGUUUACUCAAUAUUAUUCAUGUGCUGAUUCCUUGUAUUUAAUUAUGCACGUUUUAGUUGCUCAGUGAUUUGCUUUAUUUUUAGUCUGUAGCAUGUUUUGUCUGCUCUUAAGUAGAAAGCUUUUUUUAUUUACUUCUGAAAUACAGCUGUUAAUCAGUCCAUAACAAAUCUGAUUUGAUGUGGUAGAUGUCUUAAACCAUUUUCUAAAAACGCAUUAGUGUUCUUUUUUAGUUCAGUGUUUUAACAUCUAUUUGCUUUUAACUAGCUUUUAGGCCUAGGCCAAGAUUAACAGAUGUAUUUCAGGUUUAACCAAUUUGUAUGUAUAACUCAUGUACUAUUUAUAAACUUUGAUUUGCUAAUGUUGUAACUCUUUGAAUAGGUACAUCUUUAUUAUGUUAUUAAAUAUACUAUUGUUAUUUAUGUCGGUCAAUACAUAGCUAAUUUUGUCUGUAUAUUAAGACCGACUUUAAAUAAAAUUUGUAUCUUGUAUCUAGGUAUUCCUGGUCGGUUAGUAUACGUCAGUUGUUCUCGAUGAUUAUUUUUACUAUAAAUGGAAAACCAAAAGAAUCUCUGCGUAUUGUAUAAAACGGUUGCAGAUUACAUCAAAUACAGAAUUUGAAAAACAUCGAAUGAGAAAAGAUGAAACUAAUAUUAAUUGCACUGCACAUAUUAACCGUCUCUUUUGUAAAAGGUGCGCAUGCUAAAAAACUAUUCUGCAACAUAUUUAGUCUAACUAUAUACGAUCCAGAGACACAUUAUUGCCGUGAUAAUGUAGUAAUUCCAAAAAUGGACUCAAACUCUUUAGCCAAUGGAGAGGAAUCCAAAACAUAUAACACUCCUACCCUAGUAUUGAACGGUCGACACUCAAAGACUCGCGUGCCUGAAAAUCUACCAAAACCCUCCACUGCUUCUAUCACCACAACGGAAUCAGAGACAUUCUUCUGUGGAGAUUUGAAUUUAGUAAAGUACGAUACCAAAACACACAAAUGCGAAAAUGGCAAAAUAGUCAUGAUAAGGUCCAUGGUCAAUCCUACAACUAGAAUGCCAACAACAAGGUUGCCGGAAAAGUCGAGAACGACAAGAAAGGAGAUAUCAGAAAGUACAUCAGACGGUCAAAACAGUUUCGAAAUGCCAUGCAGAAGAAGCGAUAUCAUAGACUGCAACGGCAUAAUGCACUGCGGAAAUAAUGGCACCUAUAAAUGUUGCGGAUUUCAAAAUUUCCAGCCAAAACAGCAAACGUGCUGCCGAGUAACUAGUUCCAAAUAUAAAAUUCACGAUGAAAAACCGGAAAGAAAUCACAUCUGCUGUGGGGUAAAUGUUUAUCCAAGAAGAAAAUCAAAAGCUCCGUGUCAACAUUCGUCCAGAAACGAUGCUUUUCUGAGUGGCAAACUACCAAAAAUGAAGAGGAAGUCCCUGGAAUCGAUGAUAUGUAAUGAAAAAAUAAAGUUUGCUUAUCAUCUGAGAAUAACAGGACCACACAGCGGUGAAGACGAAAGAUACUUAACUGCCAGGGUUACUCAGUAUGAAUGGCAACCAGAUAUGAGCACCAGCCGAAGGUAUUUCAUACGACUGCAGACAGAAAAUGGCAUUAAAAUUCCAUUGGACACAUACAGCCCUUCCAGACUACGGAGAAAAGGGUUCAUAAUCUUGUCGAACUACCGGUACUUAAACGACAGUAUCUUCUUCCUUCGUCAUGGGGAUGUUGUGUUCAAAGCACCAAAGGGGAAAAGAAUGCUUCUAAAGAAGUUACGAAAGGAAAAUCUCAAAAUUAAGAAAGUUGCAGUGUUGACAGCCUGUAUUCGAUACUAUUUGAUCUUGCGGCCAGCAAGGACAGAAUUCAGUGCGGACAAAGAGACCCAGUACAUGGAUGUUCGAACUGCACAGACGGAAUUACUGUGCGAGUCCAGUGCUUUCCAUUCUGCGUCCAAAGGAGUCCCGGAACAAUGACAGGUUCCACCUUGCACAGUACUAUUAAACAUGGCAAUUAGCCCAACAAAAACUAUUGCAUAGAAAAUGUAUGCUGCGACAAGAUGUCUUGAGAAGCCUAAUUUUAAGGUUCGUCGCGACUAAGCAUUUCUGGAUGCAACGCAAUUACCAAUUAUUACACAACUCUUAAGUUUUCAAAGUAAUGACGUUUUAACAAUUAAUAGAAUUAAUAAGGUUUUCAAAAACUAAAUAUUGCCUUUAUACAUAAUUUCCAUUGUUUGAUUAAUUAAGUUUCCCACACAGUUUUCGAAAUACUAAAAAUGUGGUUUUUUAUUCAACACUUUCUCCAAAGGUAUCUUACCAAAUACUACUGGCUGCAGUACAAGAGCAAGGUGAUACAUAAAUGUAAAUAAUUGUUGUUUGAAUAAUAAUAUGAUUAUAAAUUCAUAAUAAAAGCGGCGGCUGCAAUAUGUCUGAUUAGUGUUGAUACGUUUGUAACAUUUGUAUUUUAUAUAUAGAAUAAAGAACAUAAAGUUGA
Mercenaria mercenaria is the source of this 3150-nucleotide messenger RNA. RefSeq lists its product as uncharacterized. Lineage: Eukaryota; Metazoa; Mollusca; Bivalvia; Venerida; Veneridae. The record is from RefSeq and is a predicted model, not a curated record. The transcript has 6 exons. Bases 1326 to 2633 code for a protein of 435 amino acids.